This is a messenger RNA of Nelumbo nucifera (sacred lotus), 1802 nucleotides long. Its product is annotated as Pyridoxal-5'-phosphate-dependent enzyme family protein. The record is from RefSeq and is a predicted model, not a curated record. Gene Ontology annotation, molecular function: D-cysteine desulfhydrase activity. Lineage: Eukaryota; Viridiplantae; Streptophyta; Magnoliopsida; Proteales; Nelumbonaceae.
UGCGGCUGCAUUGGCCUGUUGGAACAGACGGGAGCGUUUAGUUGGUAGCAUAUGCGGAUUGCAGCUUAGCCGCAGGGAUUGUGUAAAACGCUGUCGUCACUGUCCAUGAGUUCCACUUCCAUCCCCAUCAAGCAAAAACAAGCCCUUGUUUUAUUUAUUUAUUUAUUUUUAUUGGCGUUCACUCUCCUUUGCCGUCGUUGCGAAAUUGCAAAUACCUGGGUCGGAAGGCGGGAAAGGGAUCCCCGAAUCCAAGGCUCAGCUUUGUAAAGGCACGAUGAAGCUCCAACAGCUACCAAGGAGUCCUGCAGCGAUGGCCAUGAAAAACGGUCUACUUGUGAGGGCAUUUUCAAACUCUUCUAUGGGCACCCCCAAGCUGAAGCAGUGUGGUAAAGCCUUUAUUUCAGAUUUGCUUGAUAGAAGAUGGGCACUGCUCAGUCCAGAUACUAAAAUUCAUCAAAUAAGAUUAUCAGGUAUUCAAAUACAGCAUGGAGCAGAACCAUUUGUCAACUUUUCCUUUUCAAACAAUACAGCGCCACCUUUAGUUGAUGACUCAAUGGAAAAGAACGACCAAGAUCCAUUCUUUUAUGUUCUUAGGGAUGAUUUAUUGCAUCCCUUGGUGAAUGGUAAUAAAGCAAGGAAACUGGAUACAUUACUUCCGCUUGUUGAAGAUCAUUCAGUCACUGAUGUGGUUACAUGUGGAGGUUGUCAAAGUGCACAUGCAGCAGCUGUUGCUGUUUCUUGUGCAGAGAGAGGAUUAAGGUCACAUUUACUUCUGCGGGGAGAACAGCCUGAAGUUGUGACAGGAUACAAUCUGAUAUCGACAAUGUAUGGAGACACUACAUACAUUCCAAGACAUCUAUACACAAAGAGGGAAGAAAUGCUAAAAGGGCAUGCUGAUUUGGUAGCUGGUAGCAGUGGUUCUGUUGUAUGGCUCAGUGAUAUUCUGAAAACAUCUUUGGUUUCUUGUAGUUCUGAGGAAGGAAGUUUUGUACAAGCAAAUGCUUUCCAAAGGAACUUCACAUUGCUUGAACCUGAAAAGCGCCCAAGAAAGGUUGUUAUUGUUAAUGAAGGUGCAGGGGAUGCCAUUGCACUGCUAGGUAUCAUUCGCCUUGUUGAGUAUCUUUCACAAACUCAUUUAUUUGGAAGAGACCAACCAAUGAAAUUUAUUGUAGAUGCUGGUACUGGUACAACAGCCAUUGGUUUAGGGCUUGGAGCCAUAUGUUUAGGUUUGCCAUGGGAAGUAAUUGCAGUGAUGCUGGCUGAUACUAUUGAAGGCUACAGGAAACAGGAAAAGCGAUUGAUAUCUGAGUUCAAGAUGCUUUGUUCUGUACACCUUGUUGAUCAUCCACUAAAUGAAGUUGAUGGUGGCAUUGUUAAUUGGGUAGAACGCAGUCAUCCAAGAAAUGUUUUUUUCCAGAUUCGGCAAUGUCUUGAAGGGAGAAGUAGAGGCGUGCAGAAGAAUUGCCAAGCAAACUGGUAUUUUAGUGGAUCCCAUCUACACCUUGGCCGCUUGGGAACAUGCAUCACUCCUCUGUCAGGAGGAAACCAAAGGGGGUGCCAAAGUGGUAAUGCUUCACACUGGGGGUACACUUGGCAUGUUUGGAUUGGCACAAAGAUACAAAUCUUACUUCCGGAGACUUGAGGGGCAGUUCCCAUUUCCUAUUGUAUAGAGAAAACCUUAAAUCUCAUUGUAUCACAUAUAAAGUUAUGGCAUGUUGAGUUCAUAUUCUGUCCAUUUAAACACUUGCACCAAUGUCUAUUGUAAUAUAUAAUCUUGGAAUGAAUGGACUUUGUUAUUGGAA